GCUUUCUGCGGGGUUCGGGCACCUAUCUCUAAUGCAGUUUUGACGAUCAUUCUAGUCUGGUUGGUGCUCCGUCGUUUUCAGCUCAGUCCGGACAGCCACAUUUGUCGUAUUUUCUUCAUAUCGGGCACCUUGGGACGGGCGGCUUGUUGCCCAAAGGGUGUUCCCAAGCCAAUGAUAGAUUCCAUUCAGUCUCUCCAAUGUGAUGGGUUGUUCUGAGGGCCUGGGACAGAUUUAUUGGAACAGAUGCCCUGAAGCCAGCCGCUGCUGGAGCAACACGGCCAACGCCCGUCUUCCAAAAUGGCCUCUUACCACCGUGUCCUGGAGGUCUUCGGUCGCUCAAUCGAUCAGAAGUCCCUCGAAUGCGAUUACGACAUUCACCCUUGGGACAUCCUCAUCAAUAGCGAACGAUGGUCAGGAAAGGUCCGGCUGAUAGGUUUCGUGGACUCGUUCUUCCUGAUCUGUUACUCGGGCGUGUCCCGCUUCGAGCAUGGUCUAUUGAUCUACAAGGAUGACGAGAUUAUACGAAACACGUUGAAGUCCGCCAAUGUCAUCGCAGAGAGCCUUGAUCUUGAGUUGCAGAAUCCCAAGCGAGUCAAGGAAAACAAUGAGGAACCGACGUAUUUCAAAUUCGUCAGUGAGAAGGGCGGCCUCGACUACAACAUCACGACCCUCGGGCAUCCCGUUGGCCUUACGACCCAAUACCCCGCGUCUUCGCUCAAGAAGUAUGACAUCAAGUUGAGAAAGGGGAGAGAUAUAGUCAUGCGGAAACGCAUCCGUCGUGGCGUCACUCAACACAACUUUUUCGGCCUCCUGCACGAUUCCGUCCGGCUCGGUGUUGUCACGCAAGCUGAGUUGAUCGGAACUAUUAUUGGCAAAACUAUCGGUGGGUCGACGUUUGAGGAUGUCGCUGGGAAGUACCUCGACGCUCUUUCGGGGGCCAAGGGGUCGAGAAACUUGGCCCUGUCUGGAGAGAGGACAUAGCAUACUGGCUUCACCUCAACUAGCUGUCGGGAUCCCAAACCCACCAGCGGCGUAACUUCCCAACCCAUCAAUUUAGCUACCAGUCCCC
Podospora pseudocomata is the source of this 1069-nucleotide messenger RNA. RefSeq lists its product as uncharacterized. Lineage: Eukaryota; Fungi; Ascomycota; Sordariomycetes; Sordariales; Podosporaceae. The transcript has 5 exons. The coding region runs from base 298 to 981 and encodes 227 amino acids. The record is from RefSeq and is a predicted model, not a curated record.